Messenger RNA from Sphaeroforma arctica JP610, 860 nucleotides. RefSeq lists its product as hypothetical. Gene Ontology annotation, cellular component: Ino80 complex; R2TP complex; Swr1 complex. The transcript has 7 exons. Gene Ontology annotation, molecular function: ATP binding; DNA helicase activity. Bases 1 to 825 code for a protein of 274 amino acids. Gene Ontology annotation, biological process: box C/D snoRNP assembly; chromatin remodeling; regulation of transcription by RNA polymerase II. Lineage: Eukaryota; Ichthyosporea; Ichthyophonida. The record is from RefSeq and is a predicted model, not a curated record.
AUGUCUUCAUGUAUUCACUUCUUACAGCUGUACUGCGCACUUAAUCUUAAAUCUGGUGUGCGUAUCAAAGAAGAGGCCGAGGUGAUUGAGGGAGAGGUCGUGGAGGUGCAAAUAGACCGACCCACGAGCGGCACACAGGCCAAGGUUGGAAAGUUGACCAUGAAGACUACGGAUAUGGAGACUAUCUAUGAUUUGGGUGCCAAAAUGAUUGAAGGACUGGUCAAGGCUAAGGUCCAAGCUGGAGACGUCAUCACAAUAGAUAAGGCCACAGGACGUAUCACCCGUAUUGGUCGCUCACACUCGCGCGCCCGGGACUACGACGCCGCAGGAGCCGAUACAAAGUUCAUCGCUUGUCCGGAUGGCGAACUACAGAAGCGCAAAGAGAUGGUACACACAGUGUCACUGCACGAGAUAGACGUGAUCAAUAGCAGGCAGCAAGGUUUCUUGGCUCUAUUCUCCGGUGAGACUGGGGAGAUUAAAUCGGAAGUUCGUGAGCAGAUUGACAUCAAAGUGGCAGAGUGGCGCGAGGAAGGCAAAGCGGAGCUGGUCCCUGAUGUCACGCUGUCAGAUGAAGCUAAGGCCUUCCUCACCAAAGUGGCGUGUGAAACGUCACUGCGAUACGCGAUGCAACUGGUUAUGACGUCAGAUUUGGUUGCUAAGCGACGAAAAUCCCCCACUGUCGACAUAGCCGAUGUCAAAAAGUGCUACACACUCUUCCUGGAUGAGAAGAGGUCGACAGCAUUCCUGAAGGAAUACCACAGCCAAUUCAUGUUCAGUGAGGAGAGCGAAGAAACAAAUACUGAUGUGCUGAUGACGGAUGCCUGAGAGUAUACAUACAAAUAAAUACUACAUAAUAGCAG